CAGUCGUCAGUAUCUAACCGUCUUUCCGCGAGACCGGCGACCCGUGCAUCGACAAGCCAGUUGUCGGGUAACUACCACACACACGCGCACACACACACGGUGUAUGCCUAAGUCGAGUGUCUCAGCAUCGCCUACCCGACUGCCGGACCACCGAUAUCGCAGUCGACCACAGUGAUCUUUUCGAUAAUUUUUUUUCUCCGCGAGACCUCAUCGUCGUCUCAGACGUUGUUUCCUACACCGGACGACAUGUCGUACGCGGACACCCGACUGUGACCAUCACAUUACGAUCUUGAACAAUAUUUGAUUACAUCAACUCAUUCGCGAGUACUCCAUUUCUUGAGUAUUGACUUUACGUUAUUUGCCCACCUGUUUGUUCUGCCCACCUGCUCGUCAACGGUGUCCGAAAGAGUUUUUGCGGCUCAGCGUCAGACCGGGUGCACCCCGGAAGGAGUGAUUUUCCGUCACAUGUCUUGAAAAUGACUAAACCGUGUUCGACGUCCACCGCAUAUUCAAAAGAACUUAUUCAUUAACUGAUAUAACCAUCUACAGAUCAAAAUGCACAAGAAACAUAUCAAAAAUCUAGAUUAUUUUGGGCUACUAUGCCUUAUGGUAUGUCUUUGCAUAAGCGAAUCAAAUGCUCAAUGUCCAUGGCAAGCAGAUCCAUCAUCCGCAGAACUUCAGUCAUCCUGUAUAUGUUCUACAAAUAUGGCACAAGAAUUAUCCGUACAGUGUGAUCUUGUGAAUUAUGAAAUAUUAAUGCAAACACUCGACAAAUAUUCACAGGGAACACUGGACUUACUUUAUAUAAAUAAUAGCUCAGUUAAAACUAUUGAAGAUUCUAGUUUCGCGAAUCUUAAAAUUCACAACUUACAGUUAUCGGGCUGUCAAAUACAAACAAUAUCACCAACAGCAUUUAAAGGCCUAGAACUACAUUUAAGACAUUUGAGUCUGCAAGAUAAUAAAAUAGAUGAAAUACCUAAUUUAGAAGGACUUAUUAACUUAACAUUAUUGGAUCUUUCAAGAAAUCGAAUUUCAAGAGUUCCAGAUGAUGUGUUUGCUUCAUUAAAAAAUUUACAAACUAUAAAAUUAGCAGAUAACAACCUCACAUUGUCUAAAAAUGCAUUUAGAGGCCUCGAAAAUAGUUUGAAGAAUUUAAAUUUAAAAGGGACAAAUCAGAAAUCUUUACCAGAGUGUAUAAGAAGCUUAAAAAAUUUGGCCUUUUUAGAUUUAGCUCAAAAUAUUUUAAGUGAAUUACCUGGAACUUCAGGACAUAUUUUUCAAGGAUUAGGAGCUUUGACUGCUCUCAAUUUAGAGAGAAACGUAAUUCAGUCUUUAGGAGAAUUUACGUUUGAUGGUGUCAAAAAUACCCUAAGUUCACUAAGUUUGCUCAAUAAUUUGCUCACAGAUUAUCCGACUAUAGCUCUUAGUAAGCUACCAGAACUUAGAGUAUUGGAUCUUGGUUUUAACCUCAUUAAAGAAAUACCAAAUGACGCGUUCCUAGCAAAUCCAUCCUUAACCUUACUAGCGUUAGAUGGAAAUCCUAUCGAAACUAUUCCUAAAAAAGCAUUUACCCAUCUUAACACUACAUUGCGUGGACUAAGCUUAGGAGGACGAUACUUGCAAUGCGAUUGCCGGAUCCGAUGGGUAAUUGAAUGGAUCAAAAACGGUGAUUUACAAGUGACUAGCAGAGAAAGAAAUCCACAGUUUUGUGCUAGUCCAUCGUUUCUUAAAAAUAAACAUUUCUAUAAAAUCGAUCCUUCAGAAAUGGUAUGCGAUAACGACCAGAGUUCUUCUGAUGCGUCGGCGAUGUUAGAAACUAUUAUAGAGGAAGAUGAUAUGGAUUCUCAGCAUCCGAUUGGAACUGGUGUUGGAUACGCUAGUCCUACAAUUGUUUCACCAGAGAUAUUUCCUACUUCGAAAAAUAAAUUUAAAAAGAAUCCUCCGAUAGCGGAAGUAGAAGUCGUAAAAAACACUAAUACAUCUGAAUUACUUGGAAUUGUGGAAACUACGAGAACUAUUCCUUCGACUACUGAGAGCACGACGGUUGCAAUUGAAACAACAACAAAGUAUUUUGUACAAAAUACAACAAAUACUAAACCAAUGAACACAAGUCGUAAAACUAAUUUAGUUAUAACACGACCACAAUCAGCACAAACAUCCCAGAAACCACCUCUAAUAUUAGGUUCUUACCCUAAAAAACAAGUUCAAGAAGUCAUCAUAAGAAGUGUUCACAGACAAGAUAAUUCAGUUAUAAUUCAAUGGGAUUCUGAAACAGCAAAUAUCUUGGGAUUCCGAGUUGUAUAUAGGCUUUUUGGCGACCGCAAUUUCAAGCAUGGGCCGCCUCUUGAAACCAGUGAACGAGAGUUUAAAAUUAAAAACGUGCCAUUCCAGGAAUGUAUCAUCGUGUGCGUCAUAUCUUUGGAAGAAAUAACCAUCACGCCGGACACGGUUCCAUACAGCCAGUGUCGGGAAAUACGGACAGCGGUUACGAUGACUAGUAACAUGGACAGAAUAACGAUUGCGGCGAGCGCAGCCAUAUGCGGUACGGUCUUGAUUGCCGUCGUCGUGUUCAUUGCGGCGAGCAAGCGUAGAGCCAAAAAGCUGCAAACGUUGCACAGCUCGGCAGCGUCCUGCCAUCCAAACAAAUCCGGCAUCCCAGUCGGCACCUUGCCGGCGAACUGCUACCCCGGACCAAACGGAGCUCAGAUGUCCUCGUUGGCAGCCCUAAAUGCGUUCAACAGUCACAAGGAUUGGGAUCAGGGUUCGGUGUACAGCAAUAGAAGUCUGAACCCAUCGCGCAUGUAUCGAGUGGCCGAUAGCAGACAAGGACUCAACGAAGAUUUACACUCGAACAUUUCAAACUUCAGUGCGAAACCGCCGAAAAUGCGUUCGGUCGCCGACGGCCAGUCGCAGAACAGUUUCUCGAACAACUCCAUGCGGUAUUUGGGCGGAAACAACGCAUACGCGUCCGACCUGGUCAAUUCCAGACCCGAACUGAGGCAGUCGCGGCAGUCGUUGGCCGUCUCCGAGAGGAUGUCGCACAUCAGUUAUCCGGGCAGUGGUCGCACGAACACUUCCCGCAACAAGCCCAGGCAACGUUCGAGGACCAGAGAGGGAACGCAAAACAGACCGCCCAGCAGGUACAGCCACACCGGUUCGCAUCACACGCUCAACAAUUAUUGCGGCGGGGACACGUCGGACAAUUGGACCGAUCACGAUAUGGACAUAUACAUGACCAGAAAUCCGACAGCCAGAAACGGUCUUGUGCCACUAUAGAAUGUUAUUACAAUAUAAUAUUAUUAGCCAUUAGAUAUUAUGGAUAAGCGUAUGAUACACACUGUAAUGUAGUACAUAUACAUAGUAGGCAUAUAUAAGCAUACAAUAAGCACUUGCAGCUCAAUUGAAAUUAAUUUAUUUGUAGCGUUUAUUUUACGCAAUUAUGACAACACAAUGUCAUAAAUAUAUAUAUACUUAUAUUAUUAUUUAAUAUUAUGUCCGUUUGAUUAAAUAGACUUGAGACGAUAACUAUCGUCUGCGGAAUUUCGACUACCAUAUAUAGGUACCGUAGGUAGUUAUUUUCUUCAGAAUAUUAAGUGGAUAACAUUUUAAGCACAUCACAUCUAACACUGUUCGAUGUUCUGUGUAUUUUUUUUAUUAUUUAAAGUACAAAUAAUAUUAUUAUAUUAUUAUAUACUUUUAUGAUCACUAUAAUAAGUAUAUAGUACAAUAUUAUAACUUA
Messenger RNA from Myzus persicae (green peach aphid), 3739 nucleotides. RefSeq lists its product as uncharacterized. The record is from RefSeq and is a predicted model, not a curated record. Lineage: Eukaryota; Metazoa; Arthropoda; Insecta; Hemiptera; Aphididae. Bases 556 to 3276 code for a protein of 906 amino acids. The transcript is spliced from 8 exons. Gene Ontology annotation, molecular function: protein binding.